CAGAUUAAAUGUAUUAAUGCAGACGAGUGUCACCUGAAGCUGAACAAACAAGGAACACCUGGCCGCCAACAACAGCCAUCACUACACACGCUUGCUGUUCUUUCCACCCAGUCACUGAUGAGCAUUCUGCACAGCAAAUAAGCGACUGAACAGAACAGAUGACGUGUGUAGCACGCUGCACUUUAUACCACAUUUGAGAACACAUGAGGAGACUUUUGGAAGAACGGCAACGCAUUGAAGACAGUAGAGAGAAGAAGAGUCCUGCCAUGCCCGGUUCUCCUGUGGAUGCAAAGACUCAUUCCAGAUCAGCCCCUAGCAGCAGUGCCAGCUCCACGAUGCCACCCCUGCCUUCUAUCAAUCCCAGUGGCCCUCGCCCGGCCUCAUUUUCAUCCACAACAUUGACCAAUGGUCAUCAUCAUUCCCCACCGACUUUGAAUGCUGUGCCAUCUCCACCGCAGCGUUACAGCAAUGGGCCAUCUUCUUCCUCUUCUUCUUCACUGGCUAACCAGCAACUGCCGGCAACCUGUGGUGCACGACAGCUGAGCAAGCUGAAACGUUUUCUGACCACGUUACAGCAGUUUGGCAAUGACAUCUCUCCCGAGAUUGGAGACAGUGUUCGAAGCCUAGUUCUGGCCCUUGUGAAUUCGACAGUUACAAUUGAGGAAUUUCACUCACGGCUUCAGGAGGCAACCAACUUCCCCUUACGGCCCUUUGUUAUCCCCUUUCUCAAGGCAAACCUACCCCUACUGCAGAGGGAGCUGCUCCACUGUGCAAGGGCAGCCAAGCAGACCCCGGCCCAGUAUCUGUCCCAGCACGAGCACCUCCUGCUCAGCACCACCCUGGCUUCCUCGCCAGACUCCUCGGAGCUGCUGAUGGAGCCGAGCGACGCCGCAACCAAGAGGCACAGCCCCGGCAGAGGUAAAGAGAACGGUUUCCACGAGCGUCCACCUGUAGCCAUGGAGCCUGCCACCAAGCGGAUCUGCACCAUCAGUCCUGCUCCCCGACAUAGUCCUGCACACCCGCUGCCCCUCAGUACGCAGCUCCAUCCCACGCCUCCGCCCUUGCAGCACUAUGCCCUGGAUGACAUCGCAGCGCCACACAUUCUACACCGCGACCACAGUCAACGCAUGCUGGAUCUGCGGGAGCUCAAAGACAGGCCCCGAGUUCCUGGUACUAAUGGAGGCUACCGAGAAGAGCCGGUGGACCACAGACUGACCGACAGAGAGUGGGCGGACGAAUGGAGGCAUCUGGAUCAUGUGUUGAAUUGCAUUGUGGACAUGGUGGAAAAGACACGAAGAUCCGUGAGCGUCUUGAGAAGAUGUCAGGAGUCAGACCGCGAGGAGCUCAACUAUUGGAGGCGGCGUUCUAGCGAGCAGGAGGAUCCACGUAAAGGAGGCUCGGGUCCCGCCCCCUUCUCCAAAACACACAGCCCUGCAGAAACAGACUCUCAACGUGACUUUGGUCCACGGCCAGGCUCGGCUUACGUUACAGAUGAGAUCUGGAGGAAAGCUGAGGAAGCAGUCAAUGAGGUGAAGCGUCAGGCGAUGGAUGAGGUUCAGAAGGCAGUGGCAGAGGCUGAGCAAAAAGCUUUUGAGAUGAUUGCAGCUGAGAGGGCCAAGAUGGAAAAGACUCUGGCUGAGGCAAAGAGAAAGGCUCAGGAGGAUGCCAUCCUGGUCAUCAAUGAGCAAGAGGACUCCAGCGAGUGCUGUUGGAAUUGUGGCCGUAAGGCCAGCGAGACAUGUAGCGGCUGCAACGCCGCUCGCUACUGCGGCUCCUUCUGUCAGCAUAAAGACUGGGAGAGGCAUCACCUCAUCUGCAGCCCGGGGCUUCAGACCCAACCCAAACCCGUGUCUGCAAUCAGUGCAACAAGGGUAGCCGCCACGGCCACAGCAACCGCCGCCACCGGGGUGUCUCCUGUUGGUCUUGCUGGGUUCAAGGGCGAUAGUGUACCUUCAGUCUCCAGUCCAGCAGGAGAGAAGGUCGUUGCGUCUCGCUCCUCCACCCCUUCUACCCCGCCCUCAACCGCUGAGACCAAUGGACAUUAGGAAGAGGAGGACACCAGUGAUUAAUCUAACACCUUUCCCGCGAGUAGGAUUAAAUCACCAUCAUCAGCACGAGGGACCUCUUUGUGGAUUAAGUUAGGACACCAGAUUUUUCAUCAUAAUCUUUGUCAUAAAAAAGGACAGAUUAUGGGAUGACUGUUUGAGAGAUAUGUCAGCUGGGACUUUGGCUUUGGAAAAGAACACAAGGACUCGUCUCAGAUGCAUCAGUUGGACGUACAGAUCUCCCUAACAGAUGGAAACAUGUUUAUCUUUGUCCAAAACCCACAGAUCAUGGAUCCGCGAAGGGACUUUAAAAACUGACAAGUGAUCUCAGUUUAUUUCUGGCUGGGGAAGACGGAGAGAAAGAAGAUUAAAAAUCAGUGAGGUCUAAAAUGAAGCGUCCCAGGCAAUAUGCUCAGUUUGUUGUGUAUAAAGUUCCAGAGGUGGUGGUGGUAAAUGUAAAUGGUGUAAUCGUACCGGCCAUAAAGCAUCGGUCUUCAUCCUGUAGGACAAAGCCAAGUCCUCUCUGCAGCUCCCCUAUACACAUAAAUGUUUGCUUGCCAAAUUCUUGUCAGGUUUCCAUGUGUGUAAAUGUGUGCCGUCAAGUGACUAUUGUAAAGAGUUUGUCAAAGCAAUAUUAAAUCAAAGUGUUCAGGUAUCUUAGCCCGUUUAUGCAUCACCAAAGUUUUCACCCACUAAAGAGAGAGUUGUUUUUUACUUCUGUCUUUGUGAGCAAGAGUGAAUUGAACCCCAUCUGUCAUUUUUUAAUUAAAGGGAAACAUAACGAGGAA
Thalassophryne amazonica is the source of this 2833-nucleotide messenger RNA. Its product is annotated as protein CBFA2T2-like. Gene Ontology annotation, molecular function: transcription corepressor activity. Gene Ontology annotation, cellular component: nucleus. NCBI's taxonomy places the organism in Eukaryota, Metazoa, Chordata, Actinopteri, Batrachoidiformes, Batrachoididae. Gene Ontology annotation, biological process: DNA-templated transcription; negative regulation of DNA-templated transcription. The record is from RefSeq and is a predicted model, not a curated record.